CCUCCGCUAACUCACAGGGAUUCCCUCCCUAACCAAUCACUUCAGAGCAUUGGGACUGCCCCGAACAAAGAUGGCGGGAGAAGCCUCGGUGAGGGCAGACUGAUUCGAAGAGCAGAAUCCGAGGCGGAUAGCCCAGGCAGUGGUAGCGGCGUGGCCCGGACCAUGGAGGAGGGCGGCAGCACUGGCGGCGGUGGCAGCGACUGCAGCACUAGCGGGAGUGGCGGGGCGCAGCAAAGGGAGCUGGAGCGCAUGGCUGAAGUCCUAGUCACUGGAGAACAGUUACGACUCAGGCUGCAUGAAGAAAAGGUCAUUAAAGAUAGACGACAUCAUCUCAAAACCUACCCAAACUGUUUUGUUGCAAAAGAAUUGAUUGACUGGCUGAUUGAACACAAAGAGGCUUCCGAUAGAGAGACGGCAAUUAAGCUCAUGCAGAAAUUAGCAGACCGGGGCAUUAUUCAUCAUGUGUGUGACGAGCAUAAGGAGUUCAAGGAUGUCAAACUCUUCUACCGCUUCAGAAAGGACGAUGGCACCUUCCCGCUGGAUAAUGAGGUGAAGGCGUUCAUGCGAGGACAGAGGCUGUAUGAGAAGCUGAUGGCCCCUGAAAACACACUCUUACAACCCAGGGAAGAAGAAGGAGUCAAGUAUGAGCGCACCUUCAUGGCAUCUGAAUUCCUGGAUUGGCUGGUUCAGGAAGGUGAGGCCACCACAAGAAAAGAGGCUGAGCAGCUUUGCCAUCGGCUUAUGGAGCAUGGCAUCAUACAACAUGUGUCCAACAAGCACCCGUUUGUGGACAGCAAUCUUCUCUACCAGUUCAGAAUGAACUUCCGUCGGAGGAGAAGACUGAUGGAGCUUCUCAAUGAAAAGUCCCCCUCCUCCCAGGAGGCUCAUGACAGCCCCUUCUGCCUGAGGAAGCAGAGCCACGACAAUCGGAAAUCUACCAGCUUCAUGUCAGUCAGCCCCAGCAAGGAGAUCAAGAUCGUGUCUGCGGUGCGGAGGAGCAGCAUGAGCAGCUGUGGCAGCAGCGGCUACUUCAGUAGCAGCCCCACCCUCAGCAGCAGCCCCCCUGUGCUCUGCAACCCCAAAUCUGUGCUCAAGAGGCCAGUCACUUCUGAGGAGCUCCUGACUCCUGGGGCACCAUACGCAAGGAAGACGUUCACGAUUGUUGGCGAUGCGGUUGGCUGGGGCUUUGUGGUAAGAGGAAGUAAGCCAUGCCACAUCCAGGCUGUGGAUCCCAGUGGCCCUGCAGCGGCAGCAGGAAUGAAGGUCUGUCAGUUCGUUGUCUCUGUCAAUGGGCUCAAUGUGCUGCACGUAGACUACCGGACCGUGAGCAAUCUGAUUCUGACAGGCCCACGGACAAUUGUCAUGGAAGUCAUGGAGGAGUUGGAGUGCUGAGCAGCUGUCCCUCCAGGCCUCCAGUGGCCCAUGGGUGACCAGAGUGACACAAUAACACAAUGACAACACUUCAUGCGAAUGGAUGGCUUUGGACAUAGGAAAUUUUUCUUUGUGCAUACACAUCUUAAAAUUGAGUUUCAUACACUGUUUGAAUGUGGAAGAACCGGGUAACACAUAUUUUAAAAAACAUUUGGGAACUAGAGUUUUCCUACAUGAUGGAAUUGCCUUAUUAGAUUUCUAGGUGUAGUUCUCAUUCAUUGUAUUUUUAAAUCUUAGUUUGCAGAAAGCUGUUAAAAUGUUUUUCUACCCAGAAGAGCAACAUGCUAAAAUUCCCCUUUUAGGAGUCAUUAGUUGUUACAGACUUUAAAUUGUACUUUUAAGCUGGGCACAGUAGUAUGUACCUGUAGUCCCAGCUACAUAGGAGGCUGAGGCAGGAAGAUGGCUUGAGCCCAGGGGUUCCAGGGUCACAAGGCAUGAUCCCAUCUCAAAAAAGAAAAGCAACAAACAAACAAAAACUUUCACCCAAAUUAGCAGGGAAUUGUUUAAUCGAGGGUCUAGAUUUCACCAAGCUUCAAACGAAAGUGACAUCCAUAGGAAUAUGACCUGUUAACCAGCCUUUCCAAAAAGGUUCUAAAGCAUUGAAGUGAUUAAAAGCCAUUAUAAAAUGACAAGUUCCUUAAUUAUUUCCUUCAGUAUCAACUUUUAACUUAAUGUUAAUUAGGACAUUAGAUUAAAAAAAAAAGAAAGAAAGAAACCUUGUCAUGCUGUGAGCAGGUAAAUAGGGAAAUAAUGAUCUUUUACUGAGAUGAUGAUUAUUUUUACUGAGCCUAAAUCAUUUGGUUCUAUAAAUCAGCUAUAACCAUUUUCUAGAAUUAAUUCUAAAUAUACUGAAUGUGAAUAGAAGAAGUUUGUGCAUAGACGACACGUGAAGCUCAAAAUCAAGCCUUCUAGCAAGGGUUUUACUUUGCAGGUGUCCACUUUUAAGGUAAAUAUUCUAGAAUUCAGCUUCUGUGUGAUAAAACUUGAAACUCUGAAUUGCUUUCUUAAGCCCAAAUUGUUGCUGGCCUUCUAAUGCAACAUAUUCCAAGGACAUGACAUGCUGCUCAUCAGGGGGAUUAUUUUCACCGAAAUUGCCAUCUGGGGUAGGGAUUUUUCAUCUUUGUUGUACAUAUGCACGAUUCCUUUUUUGGUCUAGGAAAGAGUACAUCUUGGGUCUUGGUAUGUAGAGGUAGUUCCUCAAAGUGCCAAAUGAAGGAGUCUGGGAAUGCUAAAUUCUUUUUAUCAUUUCCCAUAAACAGCAAGAUUGCUUUCUUAAUAUGCUCUAACAAAGUAAGAGUGUUGUACCUCAGUCAUUUCUUGGUGAUAGGUUAUCACCAUACAUUGGUACCAGCGGAUGGGAAAACAUGCUGAAGAUUUUAUACAUAUAUAUAUAUAUAUUUUUUCCCUGGUAAUCCAACUUUUCUAGCUGUAGUCAGAGGACAGGAUUUUGAAGUAAUAUUGAAUGUCUAGCAUUAAUAUUGUCAAUCUGUAUUUGAGAAAGAUGAUUGCCUCCACGUGUGUGUGUGUCUCUACUGCGUGUCGGGCUCUGUGCUGUGUGGUAUUUGCUGUAUAUGAUUUCCUUCCCUCCUCAUCACAGUCUUUUGAGGUAGAUAUCACCACCCACAUUUUUCAGAUGUGGAAACUAAGUCUGAGCAAGUUUGAAUUUGAUCUCUAAGCUCAAACAGCUGCCAAAACUACUGCAUCCUACAGCCCGAGUUCAAACACCCGGUAGUUUCCUGCUAAAGCCCGUGUUACCCCUCCCCUCCAAACUUUCCCCAUUUAGGGACCUUAUAUUGGAAGCUCUCAUAUGCCAGGUGCCAUGCUAAGACUUGACCUGUUUGUCUUUAAUGAGCUGUGAGGCCAAGGCCAGCGUUAUCCCCAUUGUACACGUGAGGAAACCCACUUGUAAAGAGGUUAGUCAUAUGCCCAAACCACACCACUAGUCAGUAGGAAAACAUACUACCUGGGUUUUUUUUCCCAUUUUUUUAUUAGCUAUUUAUAUGUAUAGUAGUUGGUUACCACCUGGUUUUUAACAACAUUUCCUGUAGCAUCUUUUAAAGAUGGGUCUUAGAUGCUUUAUUUCUCCAGGUUUUCAUUAAUUGACAAGAGAAGAAAGAACACCUUUCAAAAAAUGCCAUCUUCUCACCUGCUGCCUGUACAUUUUACUGAGAUCCCAAGGCCCACCGUCUUGAACCCUGGGAAAUAUAAUUUCCCGUCAGCUAACCUGAGCACCAGAGAAGUACCUGUACUCCACACAGCCUCCUCCUGCCAGGGAGCGGAGGCAGAGAGGGUUUCUUUGGCUCUCAUCACCCUCAGUUUAAAGGCCAAAUGCCAGAGGGUCUCUUAAGGCCACAAGAGCUGUACAUUAGCCACUCCUCCGCCCACCCCAGUGUCCUCCGACCUGAGUCACAGUGAAUGCCCCUGUGUCCCCCGUCCUCAUCUCACUGUCCUCAGGGUGUGCACCUGCUGUUUCUCUUUCCUAGAAUGUCCUAUCUCCUUCUUUACCCAGGAAUCUCUUUCUUCUUAUUAACCCACCCCUUACAUAUUAUCUCCUCUGAGAAGCCUUUGUUGCCAGUUUCCCAAUUCUGGCAUUCAUGCCCCUUCUCCGAAUUCCUAUAAACCUUGAGUCAGUCCCACCCUAACCCCAUUAUAGUACCAAUGACAUUCCUUUGAAAUUGCUCCGCCUCCGGACUGUCUCCCAGCCUAGAUGCUGAGCAUCUGCAGAAUAAGGAUGUCUUGGUACCCAGGAGGAUAUCCCUUUACCUAACAUAGUUCCUGACACAGAGGAGAAUUCCAGCUGUUUAUUGUUGCCCAACAACCUCCCCCUAAAUUUCUUUGCUCCCGACCCUACAGGUUGUCGGUUGGGGCAGAAUUAAGCUGAGGUGGCCCACCACUGCCCCACGUUUGUGGUUAGUGAGCAGUUGGUGGAGGCUGCUGGAUCUUGGGUGGUGCUGCAGUUUGAAUCUUGAAAACCCCUGAAGACCCGUGUGUUAAAGAUUUGUUCCCCAGAGUGAUAAUAUUGGGACAAUGGUGGAAACUUUUGAGAGGUGGAACCUUGUAGAAGGUCCUUAAGUCAUAGGAGUAUGUCCUUGAGAGGGACUGGGAGGCCCUAGUCCUUCCUCUUUUUCUUCCUAGCCAUCAGUUGAGCACUUUUGUUUCACCUUCUACUCCUGCUGUGAUAUCCUGCCUCACCAUAGACCCCAAAGCAAUGGCCAAUUGAUGGCCUGGAACCUCCCAAAAUGAGCUAUAGUAAACCUUUUCUCUUUGUAAGUUAAUUAUCUCAGGUAUUUUGUUAUACUGAUGGAAAGCUAACAAACACAGAUGGUCUUAUGCAUAUGUCUUAUAGUGGGCUGGGACUGUGGGCCAAAUUGCCUACGUUUCCACUGCAUUUUACUAUUCCCCAGAACUAGCCCAGGCUGAGAUUAAAUAUACUGUAGUACCUUUCUUCUACUUGCUUAGAAGUUACAUAGUUUCACUUCCACACCAUUUUAUGAGCCAAAAGGAGUCAUAAAGUUAGUCCAGAACUACGGGGUAGGAAACAAGAUGCCUCCUUUUUAUGGGUCAAUUUCAAAGAAUUUGUAGCCAUUUUUAAUCCACCUAGAGUGGGACACCACCCCUCCCACCCCAUUUGUUUAAUAAAUCCCAACAGGUAACCUAGCUACAGAAAGCUUUUCUCUAUCCAGAUGCAAAUUACUAGUCAGCAUCCUGGGUAGAGUGUAAUAUUGAAUCAAAGCUGUUUCUAAUGAAAACUUCAAGUCAGAAAAUCCUAAAAUGAUAGGCCAUGUGGGGCAUGGCUCAGUCUUUUCAUUUGAUGACCAAGGAAACAGAAUGGUCACGUGACAUGCUCAGACCCACGAAGUUUGCUGGGUGAGAGCUUAGGCCAGAGGCCCUGCUCCUCCUCCUAACCAGGGCCUAUGCAGUCCUGCUGUGUAGCCCAGGGUAAUGUUGCCAGAAUGGGCCUUUGGCUUGCGGGCAUUCAGCAAAGGAAAGAGGUCUGUAAAGGCAAGGGAAUAGAGUUUUAAUUGAUCUGUCUAGAAUUGUUAAAUCAUAUCAUAAAACAAUAAGUAUUCUACCUGAUAUUUUCACAGUUUUCUGCUUUAAAAUUUAAAAACCCAUUUCUAAAUGUAGCACAAAAAAAUAUCUUAAAUGAAUAAGAGCAGUGUUUCUAGGAGCUUUUAUUUCGUGUGUGUGUGUGUGUGUGUGAGUGUGUCUGGACUGUGCCUUCCCCACAUAGGGCACGGGUAUUGUGUGAGGUUUUACUCACACCCAGGGGCCUCUGAUAUCUUUCUUUGCUCCCUUCUUUGCUCACUUUUGAUUUUUCAGGUGUUUGUGUAUGUGAUGAGUUUAUCUUUUGGUGAUGGAAAGGAAUAUAGUUUUUGUUUCUUCAUUAAUUCAAUGUGUGCAAAUUUGAAAGCCAUGUUUGUAUAGAGAGAAAUGCAGCUACCUUUUGGGUUGAGUCUUGAGGUAAUCUUUGUUAAAUAAUUGUAUAAAUUAAUAAGACGUUAAGUUGAUAAAUGGGGAAUAACUUGGAGAUGAUAAUCAUUAUGUGUGUGGAUUAGUGUGAUCGACUUCACACCAUCUUAUAAAAGGUGGCUAUACCACAGGGACAGGUAAUUCAUAUUUAAAAUGUUACUGCUGAAAGUUUGUUCAUAUUGGAAUCUCACAUUUUUAAAUACUGUUUCCUUUCAAAUGUAUUGUGAAAAUAAUCUGCUGUCUUAAAGAGAGACCUGUUUUAAAUUGUUGAGAUUAACUAUUCUCUCCUGUUGAGUAUUAAUCCUGUUUAAUUUUUUUUAUUAUAAAUGAUCAGAAUAACUCUAGAACAUGUUGGUUUUGCUAAUUGGUUGAAAUCUGUCACUGUCAUUGACCAUGGUUUUAAUCACUUAAGGCAGAUUUUCAGGUGCAAUGUAUCUUUCUUCAUUUCAAUACCAAAACACAAAUGCGCUAUGUACCAAAAUGAAGUUCAUUGUCAAAGAUAGCAUAUGGUAUUGUUAAAUGAAUCAAUAAAUGUACUUAAUAUAUAUCUUUAAAA
This is a messenger RNA of Ictidomys tridecemlineatus (thirteen-lined ground squirrel), 6460 nucleotides long. It is a transcript of the gene Deptor, whose product is annotated as DEP domain containing MTOR interacting protein. The record is from RefSeq and is a predicted model, not a curated record. Gene Ontology annotation, cellular component: plasma membrane. NCBI's taxonomy places the organism in Eukaryota, Metazoa, Chordata, Mammalia, Rodentia, Sciuridae. Gene Ontology annotation, molecular function: protein binding; guanyl-nucleotide exchange factor activity; GTPase activator activity. Gene Ontology annotation, biological process: G protein-coupled receptor signaling pathway; positive regulation of GTPase activity; negative regulation of TOR signaling.